This is a messenger RNA of Phymastichus coffea, 620 nucleotides long. RefSeq names its product odorant receptor 30a-like. Bases 69 to 440 code for a protein of 123 amino acids. Gene Ontology annotation, biological process: detection of chemical stimulus involved in sensory perception of smell; sensory perception of smell. NCBI's taxonomy places the organism in Eukaryota, Metazoa, Arthropoda, Insecta, Hymenoptera, Eulophidae. Gene Ontology annotation, molecular function: olfactory receptor activity; odorant binding. Gene Ontology annotation, cellular component: plasma membrane. The record is from RefSeq and is a predicted model, not a curated record. The transcript is spliced from 5 exons.
UUCAAUUACACAAUGAUACUAUUGGAUGCUGCGAUUUACUAGAAAAUUCAUUUAAUUUGUGUUUUUUGAUGGUGAAUUGUAUGAGCGUGGUCACGAUAGCCUUGACUUGUGUAUAUAUACUUUUUGUUUAUAGUGAUUUGUUCAAAUUGAUACGGAUUGUUGCUUUCUUAGUUGGCUUAAUUAUGCAUUUAUUGUACUUGAACUGGGUUGGUCAACAAAUAAUUAAUAGCAGCGAACAGGUUUUUAUAUCUGCAUAUUUUAGUGACUGGUAUUUGAUACCAAACAGUACCAAAAAAUUCAUCAACAUAAUUAUGAUUCGUUCUUUAGUACCUUGUACACUAACGUCUGGCAAACUAGCAAAUCUUUCCAUGGAAAAUUUCGGAAUUUUACUGAAAUCUGCGAUGUCGUACUUUACUGUGAUCUUAUCCUUUUAUGAAUAAAAAAGUUAAUUAAACGAUCAAAUCAUACGUUUCACAAUGAAACACAGUAGUAUUUAAUUGGGUAUUUUCUGUAAUGAACUUCUUUCAACUGUAAGUAUAAAUCGGUAUAAAUGAAAACAAAUUUUCAGAUACGAAGUAGAUUUUUAAUUCAAUAAAAAAUAUACAUUUAUUAUGUUAUGU